AGGGAAUCGCGGUAUGAUUUACUAGUGCCGCUUUACCUUCGAUUCUCGGUCACUUUUUCAGGUGCACGUUCAUUACUUCCACCGAAUCAGUUUUUCUCUCACAAAGGAAACGCUUGCAUCAUCUGAUUCACCGAGCACAUACAUGCCUUAGGGAUGCUGGACUCAGCGGAAAGACCGUCAAGUUUUAAAGUUGAAGAUAACGGCGUUCAAAUUAGCUCGAGUUCAAGUUUACCUGCCUAAAUAGGUUACAUAAAAUUCAUGAAGAUCAAGGAAUUGACUGUUCAUUAAUAUAGGUACGCUUCGGCGUUAAUCCUCGCCUUCCGCGCUCCGAUACUCGGUAGAGCAGCAAAUCUUGUUUCUCUGAGGAAACUGGUCUGUGCACGGACCCAAGCGCGUCUGUAUAAACUGGAGACUGAAUAUUCACUAUUCCCCAGCACUUUCUGUGUCGCCUAGCUAGUCUCAUCACAAUGCGGUUCGCCUCCUCUACCUUCUUCGCAACCAUCGCUACCGUCGCCCUCGCGGUUCAAGGCGUCUCUCUAGUCAACACCCACUUGGACGGCAGGGCAGUCGAGACCGUGGCAUCCCUCUCGGCCAAAAUCAACAAGGACAACUGUUACGGUGCUCCUGUCGCCCCUUGGAAGCCAGGUUGCUCGCCGGGAUGGUACUACGGUGACCAUCCCCCUUCGGGUUCACUCCCUUGUCUCAAGGAUGGCCUCAUCUGUCUCAUCCUCGAGAUCCUAGACCUAGGGUUUCUCUGCCCCCCUCCUCCUCCUCUCCACCCCACGCCUCCAAACAACGGUGGUGGCUAUGAAGAAGUUUUCUCGAAUUAUACCGGCGCUGUCCAAUCGGAGGUCCCGGGGGAUUAUCUGACUUACGGAUUGGUCGACACUGUCCAAGACUGCAUGAUCAUGUGUAACAACAUCAAGGAAUGCUUUUUCUUUAACACCUACCACGAUGUCCACGGAAAGAAUGGAAGCCCUCUCUUGACCUGCUCGCUUUUCUCCAAGUGCCACACUAUCGCAGACGCUGACAACCGUGGAGGACAGACGCAGCCUGAUGGUACCGUUGACUAUAUCACCGACAGUGCAGGGUAUUGCAACGGGACCAUUACUAAGUAUUAGUCGCGCAUAGGACAGACGAUACGUACCUAUUGAGGGUGGGUGGAUGGUAUGCAUGAACGGGACUAUCUGA
This is a messenger RNA of Desarmillaria tabescens, 1191 nucleotides long. RefSeq lists its product as uncharacterized. The record is from RefSeq and is a predicted model, not a curated record. NCBI's taxonomy places the organism in Eukaryota, Fungi, Basidiomycota, Agaricomycetes, Agaricales, Physalacriaceae. The coding region runs from base 468 to 1121 and encodes 217 amino acids. The transcript is spliced from 5 exons.